AUGGACUCCUUCCAAAACAAAGUCUACGCAAUAACAGGCCUAGCCGGCAUUGGCCUCGCAGUCGCAAAACAGCUCCACGCCCGCGGCGCAAACCUCUCUCUCGCAGACAUAUCUCCUUCAACACUCACAGCAGCCAUCACUGCCAUCUCCCCUACAACACUCAACCCCUCGACCAUCCUAACCACAGUCCUCGAUAUAAGUUCCUCAACCGCCGUCAACGACUGGAUCACAUCGACAGUGAAACACUUCGGCCGGCUCGAUGGCGCAGCCAAUAUGGCCGGGACGAUCGGUGCUCAACACGGUGUUGGCAAAUUCGUAGAUCUGGAAGAUGAAGAGUGGGAUAUGCUGGUGCGGGUGAAUUUGUCCGGGAUGAUGUACUGUCUUCGGGCAGAGGUGCGGGCGAUUAUGGAGAGUGCGCCGGAUGGGAAGGGGAGUAUUGUCAAUGCGAGUAGCAUACAGGGGAUUCGGGGGUUUGCGUUUCAUACGGCGUAUUCGACGACGAAGCAUGGGGUCGUGGGGUUGACGAGGUCUGUUGCGAAAGAGGUUGGGCCUGGGAUAAGGGUUAAUGCUGUUGCACCGGGAUCGAUUCAAACGCCGCUUUUGGAGAAGGCGACUUCAAUUCAAGGGGGAGUUCCCACGAUGCCUACGGCGAUUCCUCGGAUUGGGACGCCCGAGGAGGUGGCACAGACUGUCGUGUUUUUGCUGAGUGAUGCCGCAUCGUAUACUACCGGGCAGGUGUAUAGUGUGGAUGGAGGGUGGGACCCAUAA
Messenger RNA from Penicillium cataractarum, 768 nucleotides. Its product is annotated as SDR family NAD(P)-dependent oxidoreductase. Lineage: Eukaryota; Fungi; Ascomycota; Eurotiomycetes; Eurotiales; Aspergillaceae. Gene Ontology annotation, molecular function: oxidoreductase activity. The transcript has 2 exons. The record is from RefSeq and is a predicted model, not a curated record. The coding region runs from base 1 to 768 and encodes 255 amino acids.